UGACUCAGUGGAACUGUAGAAGCAGCGCGCAAUAGAUUCAGUCUUCACUGCAGCGCUCACUGAAACACACUCUCUCUCUCUCUCUCUGUCUCUCUCUCUCUCUCUCUGUCUCUGACAUCAUGCCUCGAACACACACUCCUCGGGCAGCGACUGGAGCAGAUGAACACACCACACACGGUCCACACGUGGCGCAGAGCCGUCACUGAGACACGGAGCAGACUCUCGCAUCCGGAUAUCCGAGGAGAUAAAGGGAUUAGUGUUCUCUCCCUUGGAGGAAAACAGAAGAAGGGAAGAACGACAGAAGAUGCUGAUCUGAUGGAUAAUGUGCAGAUGAUGGAGGGAUGAUGGGAAUCUCCCACUCUUCUACAGCACACUCGGGAUUUUAACCAGACGCAGCGCAGCCAGACAUCUGCAGGAACUCCACUUGUUUUAGUGUGUGUGUGUGUGUGUGUGCGCGCGCGCGCGCGCGUGUGUGUGUGUGUGUGUGCGUGCACAUGUUCCCACAUGGCGUGCUACUACAUCGUGAUCAGCUCCACACACCUCAGCAAUGGACACUUCCGCAACAUCAAAGGAGUUUUCAGAGGACCGCUGUGCAGAAACGGCAACUUGGAUUAUGCGGAAAAGGAGAAAUCUUUGGCUAAAGCUCUGGAGGACCUGAAGGCUAAUUUCUACUGCCAGCUGUGUGAUAAACAAUACUACAAACAUCAGGAGUUUGACAAUCACAUUAACUCUUAUGACCAUGCACACAAACAGAGGCUGAAGGAACUAAAACAGAGGGAAUUUGCCCGCAAUGUGGCUUCCAAAUUAAGGAAGGAUGAGCAGAAGCAGGAACGAGCACUUCGGCGGCUACACAAAUUGGCCGAACAAAGGAGAGAGGUUCAAUGUGCUCCUGGAAGUGGCCCGAUGUUUAAAUCCACUACGGUGGCAGUGGAAAGCUUCAAUAAAUCAUGCUUCAUGGAUAAGGAGGAGAACAUUGCAGAACAGGAGACGGAAUCUCAAAUCCCCUGGCCAUAUCGAGGAAAAGCGAAGAAACAAACUCUGCGUCGCAAGAUCGCGUUCUCCUUUUCCUUUCCAAAGAGAGCCUCGCUGAAGCUGGAGUCUUCAGCUGCAGUCUUUUGUGAGAGUACUGAUGAGAAGAAGCUGAUUAAAUAUGAUACAGAGAUGAUAACACAUCAAAAGAGUUCCACCAAAAGUUCCCUGAAUGAUGCAAUGCCUGCCUCAGAUCUGUGUGCUUUCCUCGUUUACUCAGAGGACAGAUCAGUGUCUCCAAUUAACCACUUUCCAACUGUUCCUGGAAGCUCGGAUCUCAGUCUGGACUCGGAGGAGAGCAAUAUAGCUGAAAAUAAAGAAGAUAGUGGUCAGGAAGAGAGCACCGUAAGUGAUGCUCCUCAACCAACAUCAUGUGCCGUCGAUUCAUUUCAAAGCCAAGAAAAAGACAACACUUGUCUCAAAAGACCAAGCCAACCUUUCAUCUCCGUCAUGGGUCGAGAUGGUAAAACCAUCUUCCAAUGGCCAUCAGAAAUGGUGUGCUUCACAAAAGCAGAGCCCUCCAUCUCAUUUAGUUGCAACCCUCUCCAUUUUGACUUCAGAGGUUCCCAGUUCAGGAAGUCUCCUGAUGACAGUCAGAACAAAAAUGACCCAGAAUUGUCUUUCCUUUCUGAAAAAAGCCCAAAAAUGUCCCCUUCUUCCUGUGAGAUAUCGACAGAGGAGGCCACAUGUAGAGUGGAGAGAAAUAUCCGAAAGUAUCACCUGUAUUCCAGCGAUGCACAGAGCAAACGCAAGCAUUUGAAAAAUUGGGCUCAGAGUGGUAAGAGAGCGGAGGACAAAUUGCAAGGCAGAAAUCGACGCCAUUACAGGAGUCAGCACAAAAAGAGGCACAAGAGAAGAAGUAGGUGGGAGGAGGAGGAUCACAGCGACUUGGAGCAGAGUGCAAACAUGAAAAAACGGACUGAACUCCACAAACGAGAAGGAUUUGAAAGCCAGUUUAGAGGUUGUGCUGCACAGCAAGAGCAGCCAUUAGAGAAGUCAAAGCAAUCAGCUCAGAAUCAGGCGGAGAAUAACAGCGUUGUUUCCUCAGCAGGAGGCUCUGUUGAAGCUGAAAAGGUACUUGAUAGCAGCGGGGGAAUGGUAGACAUCCCUUCUUUAGGGCAGACAAUAAUCACACAAAAUGACUCACACCGUCUCAAUGUGAUUCCUUCUGAUUGUGAAACAUCAGCCUCAGAUCACAGCAGCCCAACUAUACCAAAGAAACGACAAAGUGACUCCCAGAGCAAAGAGGAUAAUGAUUGGUCAGAUCAUACACAGUGUAGUGUGAUUGAGGAGCUAGAUGAAGAAGAUGUUUUGUGUCAAAAUCAUGGACAAAAAAGACAAAAGUUGGACCAAAGUCCUACCACAAAUCUCACUGAUGAACAUCCUGUUUGUGUUUUAAAUGGACCGGAUGUAAUGGUGGACAUGGAAUCAACAUGGAAUAUGCUCAAUUUAGAUCCAGGCACAUGUGAUUCUGAAGAAGGAGAUAAUGCAGCAGGUGAAGCAUCCAUAGAUAAAAACCCCAUUUCCACCUCAGAGAUAAAUUCUCAGGCUCUACCUGAGCGAGCUCUGCAGCGUAAAGACACAAAUCAGCUUCCUACCGUCCAAAAUGGUGACUCGGCAAUAGAGAAAGAAUCUGAAAAUGAGUGUAAGAAGUGUGCCAUCACAUCUCGAGUCAAAGAAAAAGAUAAAGUCAGCCAUGAUAAAUCCUGCCAGCACACACCACCAUUGCCAGGCUUUCAACUUGUGGACGAGGAAAGGCAGAACUGUGCAAUCCAGAGUCCAUUCAACCCAAUGCUGUGCUUUACGUCUCAACUCAAUGGUGUGGAGAGGCAUGGCCUUCUUCACAGCCACAGCCACAAACAGGUUUUGCACCAGAAGGUGUUUUCAGCUAAAUUCAGAUCUACGCUUCCCAUCUCCUCUCCUCUCCUUCACCCUGUUCACUUAGCAUCUGCCAUUCCAUCCAGUUCCAUCACCGUCCUUCGGCAUCACUCCACCUUCCUGCCUGCUCAGCCUUCCCUCUUUACCCAGGUAGUACCUGUUACCCGGCUUCCCCUUGCCCCUGAAAUCACACCCUUCAUAACCUCAUCUCAAGUUCCGAUGGUGGCUCCACCCACUAUCCACACAACGGCCGUGACAUUCCACACUUUACCCCGUCCUCAAGUCUUUCAGCCACUCCUGCACCCCCCUGCUCCUUUUCCACCCUUACUACCCCCUCACACUACCGUCUUCCCCCUUCAGCCUCUCUUCUGAAAUUACUACAACUUGGUAAAAUAGCUAUAGUGGUAAAAUCUUACAAAAUACAUUCUGAAAUUACGUACAUAACAGUAAUAUACAUAAAUAUACCACUGGGGGAACAAACUAGUGUCUAUGCCAUUUUUUUUUACCAGGUGUGUUUGUGUCUAGAUGGAUAGGACAUUACAGAUGUUAGCACUUUUUACUAAAAUAAUUUAGCAAUCGGUCAGGUAAAUGACAAUUCUUUCUUACUAAUGAGCCAUGGCACUGCAAGACAAGCAGCAUCACUUUACAGAUCAUUUAAUUCUAAAAUCUUAGUUUCUUUAGUACAUAUGUCAGAGGUGAAGGAUCUCUCAGCUGUACACAGACGCUAAAGGAAAACUCCAUCACGAAUGACUUGCACAUUAAUCAUUAUAAUGAACCUGUUAUCUUCAGUGGCAUCCAAGAUUUAUUUUACAAUGAAAUUCUGGGGGGUUUAUUUUCCUAAAUUACCCACAAUGCCAUUCCAGCUGUCAGUCACUACCUGCUGAUAGUGGUACAGUGAAAUUUAGCCCUUACUAUAUCGCCAAGAAAUCAUGGCAGCAUCGUGGUAAUACCGCCAUCAGUGCCACUGAGUCCUAAAAAGAAAUGUUCUUUUUAGGACCUAACAGCAAUAUCUGAGUGGUUGAGAUCUUCUCACAGGAAUCAGGAGAAAUACAGCACUAACCAACAAAUCAGCCCCAGAAUCACCAAACAAACACACCAGUAAUAUUUCAGUUUAAAUCUGUUUAAUUAACAUUUUAUUUCAGGGUGGAGUUUUCCUUUACAACUUGUGUUUUUAUACAUCUGUUAGCUCAGAAUUAGCUCAGAGAUAUGUGUAUUAUAGGACGUAAAAUAUUCUUUACUCAGUGUUUUAAACAUAUUUAUCUGAAAUUUUAAGUCCCACAUAGCACAGGAUAGCAAGAAUGUAUGCAGACAUGCAUUCAAAACAAAACAAAGCAGACAUGCAUUUAAAAAAUGUGCAAUCAGUUGCUCAUACAACAGACAUGAUGCAUAACAUCUUUAUUUAACCAACACUGACCUCAACUGCAGUUCUACGGCAUUAUAAUAGAAAAAGCACAAAGCGUUAAAACACAAGUUUCUUCAUGAAGACUGUUAAAAAUGUAGGAAAGUGUUGUAGAAAAUCAGAUUCUGAACCUAAAGUAAUUUUCAAAUUAUAGCCACAUUAAAUUUACUCCCAAUUAGAAUUAUUUUACUAGUAUAAAAACUAACUAGAAAACACAUUAAUAGUAUGAAUAGCAAGAUAAUUGGCUAAUUAGCAGUUAGCAUAUGCUACAUGCCAAAGCCGGAUAGAGUGCAAAGGGACCACUGUAGCCACUGAUCUGUCCAAAAUGUGUGAGAUAUUUAUACAGGAAUACAAACGUGACUCCUGAUGUGAUAUACAAUACAAACCACUAAGACAUAAUUAGCUCCAUGCAUCUCCGUACUCCAUAUAUAAACACACUACUUAAGGUAUAAAUUAGCAUGGUUUUGUCUCCUUUUAGGGAGUAUGAAGCGGGUUUGGGAUUAAGCCAGUUAUAAAACAACUGUGAUUUCAGUAGAUAUGUCUUGUUAGAAGUUGCUAGAAUGGUUAAUAUUUGUUGUUUGUGUUUAUUUUUAUGUAUGAAUUAUUUGAAUAUAAAGAUCAGAAGUGGUUCAUGGAAAAUCCACCCAUUUAAAUAAAAUAUGCACAUUUAAGAAGUCCUAAAUCUGAGGAUGAACGUCCUGUUAAUGCCAAAUUCAUUCACAAUAAAGGGAAAGUGUAAUGUGGAGGUUUUGAUCAUCCUGGUCAUGCUAGGUGUCUCGUAGUAGUGAAUCUAGGUAGAAUGGACUUGUGUUUUAUUCCUUGAGAUGAUCAUUUGUUCAUCUGAAGUUCUGUAGAAGUCCUGCUUGUAAAAUAGGCAGAAGCAGCAUUUAGUCACUAAGACCUUCUCUUGACAUGAUGUAAACAUUGUUGUCUUUGAAAAAAUUCCUCAGGUCCAUACUCAUCAGUCUACCUAUACCAAAAUCAACAUUUUAGUGAGAUCCACAUUGCAGAAAUGUGACCCAUUACAUAGUUUAAAGCUCUCUCUCUCUCUCUCUCUCUCUCUCUCUCUCUCUCUCUCUCUCUCUCUCAUUGUUCUCAUUUUCUCUCUUACUUCUUCUCACUAAUUACUGAAAAAUACUCUGCAGCUACCACGGGUUACAUCAGCUAAUGUUACUGCAAUCAGAUAAUAGCAAGCUGAUUUGGCUAACAAUGUUAUGAGUAGUUUGCGUUUUACAAACCACCAACUGCCCACAUAAACUCAAAUAUUUAUACCCUAGCUAUGUCCGGCGUGCAUCGCAUAUCUCUCUAAAAGACGUUAGAGUCUGAUAGAGUAGUGAGCUCAUGAGAUUAAGUCUUGAGAACCAAUCAUCACUGCUGAUGGUCUUAGAAUGCAGGUUUUUCCAUAUAGUAGGUUCUGCCAUGACAUAAUCAAGACUUUGCUGUUUCCAAGUCAAACUUGACAACUGGAGAUGCAACGUGAGGAGAAAAAUAGAUCUUCUGAAACAAGUAGAUGAUUUCCUCAUUCAGGGCAUGAACACCCUUCAAUAUUCAAUGGUGCAAAAAUACAGAGAAACAGUCUUUAAGUAGAAAUAUGGGAACUAUGUCAAAAUCUUACUCAGUUAAAAGCAGAAGCCAAAAAUCUACUUCACUGAAAGUGAGAAAAUGUCAACAUUUAAUCACAACAAACACUAAUAAGGUUGCAUUAAGGACAAAAAAUUUAUAAACUAGCAAAUGCACCAACUUAAAGCUAACUUACAUGCUUAUCAACAUGCUUUUUUAGAUUUGGAUAAGACUGAUGCAGGCUCGAACAGGCUCGGAUGUUCCAUUUAUUGAUUGUCUCAAUAUCGACUUGUGCAUUUUUGCUGGAAGUAUAAUUAAAAAGAAAUCGGUCAUGUGUGCUGCAUUGAUUAAUGGGCGGUGCCGGCCUUCGCAGCUGUGUCCUGGUUUAAUUGACAUUGAUGUGAAUUUGAUUAGAUGCCCUAAAAAAACUGUUUAUCUUAGCAGCAGGGCUUCAGAAAUAUCUCAUGCCAUGUGAGAUCGUUAAACGGUUAUCUCAGGCCUCAGGUUUUUUUUCUUCUGAAUCGUGUACAUUUACUUCAGUACAAAAAUUUAUUUUCAAUGCUACUUGAAUAAACUACAAACCUUCCAAAAUAGUACAAUAACAAAGUAAGAUUAGUCAAGUACUUUUCACCCCAGUCUGUAAAUAUAUUUCAGUAGAUGCGUGCAGACCUGUAAGGUUUCAGUUCAAGGUUUUGGUACAUGUUUUGGGAUGCUUAUCAUUUACAGGGUGCUAGGAAGUUAAAUUAAGAUGACUUUAUUUAAACAUACUUGCUCACCAAAACUCAAACUUUGCUGAUGUAACCAAGACCCUGAGCACUGAGAUGCCCAAAACCAAUCCUCAAAAGGUUCCUGGAUAAGAUUUUCAACAUUUCAGCUUGUUUUUCAGGUUGAGUUCAACCUCUCACUCUCCUGAGCCUGGGGUGCCCUCUGGUGGCCGCAAGAGCUGUAGAAACAUCUUCUAUUGCUGACUUCAGAAGAUAAUAGAGAGGUAAAAAUGAGUAGAGGAGGCUCACCUUAGGCGAAUGUUUGGUUAGUUAGCCACAGUGUUUAACCUCUAGAUCAGAGGUGUCCAAUCUUAUCCAGAAAGGUCCG
Molecule: messenger RNA, 6958 nt
Organism: Ictalurus punctatus (channel catfish)
Lineage: Eukaryota; Metazoa; Chordata; Actinopteri; Siluriformes; Ictaluridae
Gene: znf804a
Product: zinc finger protein 804A
Exons: 4
Coding region: 505-3279 (924 amino acids)
Cellular component (GO): nucleus
Source: RefSeq, a predicted model, not a curated record